Messenger RNA from Syngnathus acus (greater pipefish), 7431 nucleotides. RefSeq names its product SEC16 homolog A, endoplasmic reticulum export factor (gene sec16a). The transcript is spliced from 31 exons. Gene Ontology annotation, biological process: autophagy; Golgi organization; COPII vesicle coat assembly. Lineage: Eukaryota; Metazoa; Chordata; Actinopteri; Syngnathiformes; Syngnathidae. The coding region runs from base 175 to 6993 and encodes 2272 amino acids. The record is from RefSeq and is a predicted model, not a curated record. Gene Ontology annotation, cellular component: endoplasmic reticulum exit site; ER to Golgi transport vesicle membrane.
GGAAGUAGAUGUUGUUUGGCCGGUGACGCCGCUUGUACACGUAGCCUAGUAGGAUGUGGCCAUUGAAGAUGGUGGCGGUGUGUCAAACUCGCUGUCCUGCGCAUUUCUACGACUGAUUUCAACUUCUUCUGUGAGAUCUUCUUGAUCAACUUGAUCAUCACGCUUCUUGCUGCCAUGCAGCCCCCCCCUCGGACUGGACCCCCGGGAGCCAGCGGGCCGCCUCCUCCUUCCGGGCCGAAUAUGUUCCGCAGGACCAGGCCUCUCAAGCAUCCAGCUGCGGCAGCAAAUGCUUCAAUGCCGCCCUCUACUCAACCCAUGACAGACCCGUUUGCUUUUGUCCGAGCCCCACCGCCGAUGGGUGCCCCGGUACCCCAUAGCAACUCUCUGCUAACACAAGCCCCACCCGAUUCCACCUACACCCUAGCAGGCCCAAGUCUGGCCCCGCAACCACAGACAAUGGAGGGUGUCCCAGCCGCUCCAGCUGGCCACCUGCCGUCCUCUCUGCCAGCGGUGCCCAUGUUCAGCCCUCACAGUUCAGCCGAUGUCCGUACGGGAUACGCGCCGUUGCAUUCCGAACAAGAUUACUUGAACUCGAGAGAGCAGCCGUUGGCCGCAGAACCGCCAUGUGUGCCGUCAGCCCCGGUACCAAAUCAGACAUUUAAUCAGGAAUUCCACGCACAGUCUUCUCCUCAGCCUGUCCCUUUCCAGCCAGUGCCUCCCGCUGCCGCCUCCUCUCAAAGGGCCUCCGAUCACGGAAGUCGCCCUCCAUCCGUUCAGAACUAUUUUCAGCCUACCAGUGACCCUCCACAACAGCCUUUCAAUACACAGCCGCAGGCCCAGAUGUACCCCUCCAACGCCCCCACGCCUCCGACACAAUUUGGGCAUCCCCAGAUGCCGCCGCCCCUCCCACAGCAGAACCCCGGCAAUUCCUCCAGCUCACAUUGGGCUGGACCAAAUACGACCCAGCAGCAAAACUCUCAUUUCCAACACCAGAGCUACUUCAUGCAGACCUCUGCCCCGCAAGACGUGUGGUUGAGUCAAGCGCCACAGGACCCAGCCUACCACCAAAUGGGGACCGGCCCAACACACCCGCAUCCUCAGCCUGAUUCUGGAUCUCAUCAUGCACCUAACGCGGGUCCCCAGCAUGACACGGCCUCUGCGACGGUUCCGUACGCUCAAGAUACUGGUACACUCUCCAUGUUCUUCAACGAUGAUGUAGAAAAUGAGGAAACUUUAGCAGGAGAGCGAAAAAAGGUCUUAAACGGGAUUCCUGAAUCCUCGCAGCCUCUGAGUCAUCCGCAAGGUGCCCCACCGGGCCACAGUGCUCCGGUGAAUGUUCCUUUUGACAACCAAGGAGCUCGUUUUCAGGACCAUUCACACAUACCAUACAUGAACGACGGAAUCGCCACAUUACAAGGAAGGAGUUCAAACCCACCUGAAACCCAGUAUGACCAUGUUGAGAACUUGGAGUGCGUCCCCAACCAGGAGGUGUUGCCCAGUGAAAUUCACGGCAGUCCUUCUGGAGUGGACACCUACGAAACCGGCCCCAACCUGGAGACUCCGGAUUCUAUUCCCAGACCAAUGAGAUCUGCGAGCGCAUCGUCAAACUACAGUAGCAUGAGUCACGGUAGCGGGAGCGCCGGCCGUCGACACCACGGCGUAGUCGGCACCUUCAUUCAGCAGGAAAGCCCGCGCCUCACCGAGGAUGCUAACUUGCCUCCCGCCGCUGCUGCCGGUGGCUACUUUGAACAGAUCGACUCUUAUCCACCUGGAGACGUGGCCGCGCAGCCCAGCACCUCGGAGCAAACGUGGCCCGCUACGCCGAGCCCCCCGAAACCUACGGGUAUCUUCCAGGCCAGUGCUAACAGCUCGUUUGAGCCCGUCCGCUCUCACGGGGUCGAGGUGCGCCCCGCCGAGGUCGACAGAGCAAAAAUGGUAGCGGAAGGUGGCAGGGAUCCCACGUCGGGCAAUCUGGAGCAACCACCAGAUAAUAUGGAAAAUAUUUACGGGCCAGGUCACCCUCUGCCUGUUGGUGUGCCUCACCUGCCGAACCCGGUGGUUCAAUCUCACUCCCGCCCGUCAUCGCGUGCCUUUGGCGCCAAUCGGCCCUGCGAGAGUCCUGCCACCACUUUAUGGGCCCAGGGUGAUCCUUCCAGUUUAGCCGCUAGCAUUUUAUUGGCGCCCGCUGCCCCGACUGUUCUGGCUCCGUUAAGAGAGCCGAGUGCAGAUGUCAUACAGCCUCCAGAGGAUGGUCCGCUGGACCUUCAUCCUCCUCAGAGAAUCCCACAACACAUUUCAGAGAACCUAGAGAACCCACCGAAGGUGAGUGAGUUAGACACCGCGGACUCGCAGGGCCACCUGGGCUACGCGUCUCUUCUCGUGUCUGAAUCGCUCCAGCAGCCUGUUCUGAUCGCACCACCUGUGUCCAACUGCGUGAUUCCCCCCAGUACCUUUGCUGCUCAAGCAACAGUUAGUGCCGGGACAUCCCGUGCACCCGUUCUUUCCCCCAAUCAGAAUCCACUUAGCCCACCUACUCUUACCUCAAACCCAGUCCCGCUCAAUCUGACUCGAGAAAGUGCCGAAGCGGCAAAUUCUGGAGUGGCUUCGGCACAGACCCAUGCGGUCCACCCCUCUUUUGCUCGUGGCCAAUCGUUGAGUGGAGACCCUAACUUUGCUCUCCCGGUUAAUCCUCUGACUUCUCUCGCCGCUCCUUCUGUCACCAAUCGCAAUCAGCCCUCAAAUUAUGAACUCCUUGAUUUUUCUAUGCACCAAUCACAGAGCCAAAAUCAAGCAUCGGGCCAUCCUUCUGCUUUGCACGAGUCGUCGCAGUCUAGUAAUGGAUUUUACAUGCAGGUCACCAAAGAUGCACAGCAAGGGCUAAGAGGGGACAGGAGCGCUCCUGUUCCGACUUCAGCCCCUUCAGCUCCGCCACAGGUCACGGUACCUUCUUUAUCAUCCGCUCCACCGCUUCUGCCAGCGUCAUCACCAUCCGCCCCAUUGGCCCCGUCUGCUCCGUUACCAUCCGCUCCUCCUGUCACGGCGGCCCCCUCGUCAAACACAAUGGCCGCGCCUACUUCCUCCGUAGCAGGCGCAAACACUCAGCAGCCAGAACCUGCAAGGAUCCCUGAGGCAAAUGCCGCAGCACAGGUGCAAGGUGAUGUCGCUUUACCCGCAAGGGGGGUACAGCCUUCCCCUGGCCAGUAUCCAGCUCCUGUUCCUGCCAGCGUUCCUCAGGCGCCUCCUUCCCAUCAAGCUCCCGCAGAGCCACCGCGACCGCCCUCUUCCGCCGGCAGCCAGCAGGGCUACGGACCUCCUCCUCCUCCCGGCCCGGGGCCGAUGUAUGGCGGUUAUUAUGGAAACUAUGGAGAAUACCCAGACGGCCGAGCGCCGUAUCCUCCUGGUCCAUACCCGGCUGGGGAUCCUAGAGCUCAGCAGUAUUAUCCGGAGGGAGCAUAUAGAAGCAGAGGAGAUCCUUGGUACGGCAGGUACGACGGCGCCAACCCAGCUUACCGCGACCCACACUAUCAGUACCGAGAGCCUCAGCCGGAGCGACCCAGCUCCAGGACCAGUCAGUAUUCCGACCGGCCUCCAUCCAGGCAAGGCUAUACUGAGGACUACCACCGAGCGAACCGAAGUGCCUAUGAUGAAUAUUAUUACGGCAAGCACUAUGAUUAUGCAGGAUAUAACUAUGGACAGUAUGACCCCCGAUACAGAGGAUACUAUGAUCAAGCCUAUUGGUCCACUUAUGAUGAUGCGUACAGAAGCAGAGACAACUACUACAACCAACAAAUGUAUCCGCCCAGGAAAGAAGGCUCCGAUGACCAGUGGCGCUACUACCCCGGUUACGACAGCAGCUUCGACGACGACUACCGGCGACGCAGCGGCGAAGCAUACAACGACGACUUUGACCGACGCAGCGUCCACAGCGAGCAGUCUGCUCACAGCGUGCACAGCUCUCACAGCAGACGCAGCAGCUUCAGCUCCAGGUCCCAACAGAGCCAAGCGUACAGGAGUCAGCCAGACUUGGUGUCGGCCGCUUAUGAUGCCACAUCGUCCACACUAGCUGUGGACUACUCUUAUGGACAGUACCCAAACCAGACUGAUGCUUCCCAGAAUUAUGACCAGUACCUCUACCCCUCUGAGUACACGGCAGACAGCACCUGGAUCGCCCCCGAACAGCCGCCCCCUCGUCCGGCCACCCCGGAGAAGUUCACUAUGCCCCACCGUUGUGCCCGCUUUGGGCCCGGUGGUCAUCUCGUCCAAGUUCUGCCCAAUCUUCCCUCGGCGGGGCAGCCUGCUCUGGUUGAUCUUCACAACUUGGAGACAAUGUUGCAGAACACAUCGGAUCAGGAAGAACUACGAGGUUUCCCUGGACCACUUGUGAAGGAGGAAACCCACAAGGUGGAUGUGAUAAAGUUCUCCCAGAACAAGGCGCUGGCAUGUUCCCAUGACAACAACCUCUUAGACCGAGACUCCGCCCACCUGCUUUGGGACUUCAUUGUGCUGCUGUGUAGACAGAACGGGACUGUGGUAGGCACCGACAUCGCCGACUUGUUGCUGAAGGAGCAUCGUUCCGUGUGGCUUCCGGGCAAGAGUCCAAACGAAGCAAACCUGAUUGAUUUCAACAACGAGCCGCUGGCCAGAGCGGAGGAGGAGCCAGGAGCCGGACCGCUCUCCCUCCUGUCCGACACCUUCAUGACGGUCCCGGAAAACGUCGGCAAAGAAACGGAACGCUUCAGGGAGCUUCUGCUCUUCGGUCGCAAGAAGGAUGCGCUUGAAGCAGCCAUGAAAGGUGGUCUGUGGGGCCACGCUCUCCUGCUGGCCAGUAAGAUGGAUAACAGGACGCAUGCACGUGUCAUGACAAGGUUUGCCAACAGCUUGCCUAUCAAUGACCCUCUCCAGACGGUGUACCAACUCAUGUCGGGUAGGAUGCCCGCUUCAGCUACCUGCUGCGGAGAGGAAAAGUGGGGUGACUGGCGCCCUCACCUGGCCAUGAUAUUGUCUAACCUCACGCACACUUUGGACCUGGACUCUCGCACAAUCACCACCAUGGGAGACACUCUCGCUUCAAAGGGGCUGAUUGACGCGGCACAUUUCUGCUACCUAAUGGCUCAAGUCGAUCUGGGUGUUUACACCAAGAAGAGCACCAAGAUGGUUCUGAUUGGCUCCAAUCACAGUUUAUCUUUCUACCACUUUGCGACCAACGAAGCAAUACAGAGGACGGAAGCCUACGAGUAUGCGCAGUCUUUGGGCUCCCAGCCUUGUUCCCUACCCAAUUUCCAGGUCUUCAAGUUGAUCUAUGCAUGCCGCUUGGCUGAAGCGGGCUUGAGCGCGCAAGCGUUCCACUACUGUGAAGUCAUCUCUCGGACUGUCCUCCUGCAGCCAGCCUACUACUCCCCUGUAUUUGUUAGCCAAGUCAUUCAGAUGUCCGAAAAGCUGCGAUUCUUUGACCCUCAACUGAAAGAAAGGCCCGAGCAGGAGUUGUUCAACGAGCCUGAUUGGAUGAUCCAGCUCAGACAGCUGGAUGGCCAGAUCAAAACGGGGGCAAUUACCUACAAUGCUGACAGAUCCAGCCCCACACAAUUCACCAGCAGCAGCAGCCCCACCUCAGAAAUGGAUCAGACCGGUCCAGCUGAACCUUACAACAUGUCCAUGGAGUUGGACGGCCCUGCUCCUGACAACCCGUUGAUGAGCUCAUUGCUGCCCGGCGCUCCGCCACAGGGAAUCCACCUCAUGCCUCCAGCUCCCACCUCCAUCCUCCAAGAUGGAACAGCCCCGCCUCAACCACACAGUGAUAUGCCACAGUUCUACCCAGUACCACCCGGUGGGCCACCCGGACACAUUCCUAUGUCGGGCUACCCUCCGCACGAUCCCGCCUACGCUCCUCCCCACUACCAGCCUCCACCCGUGCAGUCGGAAAUGUACCCGGGACAAGUUCCCCAUUCGCCGGUGCACGGGGGCCACCUUCCACCUCAGAUGCCGCCGGCGCACAUGCCACCUUCGCCAGGGCACAUGGGCACACCACCGGAGAUGCCGUUCAACCAACCUGUAUCCCCGCACAGAAGCUCCGUUACGCCACAGAUGGACUUCUAUGAUCACAUGGCACAGCUGCCUCCUGGUAGGAGAUCGAGAACCACGUCACAGUCUUCAGUGCACCGGGCCUCGGGACGGCGCUCUCGCACCACCUCUGAGUCGUCAACUCACUCCGGCGGGCGAGACAGGAGCAAUUCGUUUGUCAAGCAGGCUUCUCCGCCGCCUCCUUCUAUUCCGGAGCAGCCCCGCAAAGAGGAGACCAAGAAAGCCAAGAAGGACUCUCCUAAAAAGAGUGGCGGUGGUGUGGGCUGGCUGACGACGUGGCUUUACAGGAAGGGCAAGAAUGAGGCUCACUUACCGGACGACAAAAACAAAUCUAUCGUGUGGGACGAAAAGAAGCAGAAAUGGGUGGACUUGAACGAGCCUGAGGAAGAGAGUAAACCAAUUGCACCGCCUCCCUCUGGGUUCCCCAUGAUGCCUUCCGCGCCUGUUCCUCCAGGGCCCACCGCCCCCCCGGGCAGCGGUCCUCCUGUCAACAUGUUCUCAAGAAGAGCUGGCUUAAAGAACAGAUAUGUGGACGUGCUGAACCCCGGUGGCGGCACCAAACCAGCCGGGAUGGCUCCUGCCCCACCCAUGGAACUCUUUGCACCUCUCGCGCCGAUGGCCAUACCCACCAACCUAUUUGUGCCUAGUUCAGCUCCCAAAGAUCAACAACCUCUAGAAGGCAGCGAAGGAGGAAAUCAGCAGCAGAUGUCACCAAACAGCUCUGUUCCACAGAUGUUCAAUCCGACGUUGUUACCGCCCGUCCCGCAAGGUCCUCCUGCCCUCGACGGGUCACAAUCUGGAGAGCUGUCACGUUCUAGCUCAAUGAGUUCUUUAUCACGCGAAGUGAGUCAGCAUUUAAACCAGAGUCAUCCAGGCCUGGGAAAUACGCCAGUUGGGGGCGGUGGCUUUUUAUAACCUUGCACAGUCAUCAGGAUGAGCCACCAUGUCGGAAACAGACGAACGAGUGCAACCCGGAAGCCCUAAAGCGCCGAACGGACGACCCGACCACUCUUUAAUUCCUCAAAGUCUAUUUUUGAAACACGACCUGGUGUUUUUCCUUUUUUUUUUUUAUUUUAAAGCAGAACUAUUACACAGGCAUCAUUUAGUGUACAAAUAAAAACUCUCAGCUUUACUGUUAGCACAUGCAGUGUUUGUAUCUUCUCCCUCUUGUGUCUUAAACGUGUGGCUUUUUUUUUGUCUUGUUAAUUUCAUAUUGUGGUUUUGUUAUGAUGUUCAAGAAACAUUAGAACCACUUGUCUUCUUCUAGUGCAUCAUCUGCUGUGUUGUGUGCCCCCCCCUGUCAAAAAAAAAAAAAAAAAGGAACUAGACUGGAUGUGAGGAUGCUGCAUGUUU